Molecule: messenger RNA, 3471 nt
Organism: Punctularia strigosozonata HHB-11173 SS5
Lineage: Eukaryota; Fungi; Basidiomycota; Agaricomycetes; Corticiales; Punctulariaceae
Exons: 4
Coding region: 1-3471 (1156 amino acids)
Molecular function (GO): protein binding
Source: RefSeq, a predicted model, not a curated record
AUGCUUCAUUCAUCAGCAUCCCCGUCUGAUCCCAUUGGCGAGUUUGCUGAAGCGCUCAGUCUUUACGAGCAAUUCUGUCGGCAAAGUGACGUCCAGGCCGCGAAGAAGUGUAUCGAAAUCUACAAAGAGCUACUGCGGAUCGACGCUGCGACCACGGACGAAGAACUACCUGUAUCAUCCGAUCAACGCUGCUAUCGAUAUCAUCUCCUCAUCCACCUGGCUAACACCCUCGUCGAGCGAUUUUCAUACGCUGAUGAUCGAUGUGAUCUGGGGUUUGCUACGCGAUACGGUAAAGAAGCCCUGUCGAUGUGCCGCAAGGGACAGAUUGCAUGUCCAACCGUGUUGGCACUUCAUGCUCGUAUUCUGGACAUCAACGCUCCGCAUGUCGCCCAUGCGAGUGACCGAGUCCUUGCUGAAUCCCUAUGCCGAGAAGCUCUCGCGCUGUGCAAGCCCGGAAACCCCUUGAAAGCCAAGGUCCAACGCAUCCUCUCAGAGAUUCUUUUGAAUCUCUUUGUGGCUACUGGUACCGCAACAUACCGUGAAGAAGCCACUGACUUACAACGUCGGGCGUUGGAAGAAGUGCUCCCAUCCCAAGAAUAUGAAAAAUGGAUGCUUCUACGUAGCCUUGGCUCGUCCCUCCGGCUGCGGCAUGGAUCCCUCGGCCAACUUCAUGACCUCGAUGGAGCUAUUUCCGUUCUUAGGGAGGCCUUGCAACUCUGCCCAGACACGCAUAUCGAGAGAGGGCAGAUUAUUCGAAGUUUGGUCGCGGCGCUGUACACCAGAUGUACCCAGAGUGAUGCGUUCGAGGGUGUGGACGAAGCAAUUGACCUUGGACGAAGCGCUCUCAGGAUCGAAGAAGGCCGUCCGAACGGACAUCCUCGAUCCAUCACCCUCAAUGUGGUGGGGAAUCUCCUCGCUCUCCGCCAUCAGAUAACCUUGUCUGAUGGUCGUGACAUCGAUGACUGUAUACACCUACGUCGUGAAGCCCUGCGGCUCAUCCUGCCCGAUGCAGCGGAUCGUUGGGGCUAUAUGGACAACUUAGCGGACACGUUGCGGGAACGAUUUGCUUGGAACGGGGAGAUAAAGGACCUUGAGGAGGCUAUCCAAUUGGGCCGUCAAGCUGUAGAUGCUAUUCCCGAAAACCACACAGAACGAUUCCGUCCCGCCCGUGAUCUAGCAGAUAUGCUCACGCUUCGUUUUACGGAGGCCGGAGAUAUCGCUGAUCUCGAUGAAGCGCUUGUCUGGGAUCGUCGUGCGAUCAUGGCCAUUCCUCUCACACACAUGGAGUAUGGCUAUACAUCCAUGCCCAUGAUACGCGACUUGUGCAUGCGAUUCGAAAUACUCGAGGCACUGGAAGAUGUGGAGGAAGCUAUAGCCCUAUCGAAAAGGACGCUGAACGUCCUGACGGCCAACAGUGUCAACAAGCCUCUUAUACUACACGGCUUAUCAAAAGCCCUCGUUUUACGUGGAAGCAAGCUCCAUAACCUUGAAGAUAUCCAUCAGGCUAUAGAAAUACUGGAACCUGUUUCCGCCGAAUUAGCGCAAAGGACAGACGGCCAAGAAUGCGCCCAUACUCUGUCGAAGUCUUACUUGGCGCGGUUUCACCUGAUCAAAGUUUCCGAUGAUGCGGUGCGCGCGCUCAACAUCACGAUGGAUUGUUUGGCCGCCCUCAAGCAUGGUCGUCGCGAACGAUUUCAGUAUCUGAUCGACGCCGCAGAACUCUACGCCGAGCCAUUCGCUCCUUACCACAACCUUCUCCUCUCGGCCAGAUAUUUGACUGAGGCCUUGUCGGAUGAUCACCGAGAUGUGCGCUCACGAAUCCAAGGCGUAGCACGUGUCCUCACUAUCAUUCAGACGCACGACAUAGACAUCCUCUCCGCGGAAUGUUCAUUUUCAACAGCUUCAGGACUUUUAGGCGCGUAUGUCCAGGCCACUGGACUUCUGUCGCGCGUGCCGUUCUUCGGUCUCCAUCUCCAUUCACGACUACAAUCUCUCCGCAUAGGACAAAGCAUUGCCAUCGAAGGCGCAGCUUUUGCACUCAGAUUAUCCCGGCCGGAGACAGCAUUGGAGAUUCUCGAACAAGGUCGCGCGAUUUUCUGGACGCACACCCUUCGUCUACGUUCUCCGUUUGACGCCGUUCCCAAGGAGCUCCGUGACGAGCUAUUGUCUCUCGCUCGACAAUUAGAACAUGUUACCGACGCUUCACAAUAUACCGAGGAUGCAAAGCUCAUAGAGACGGAAGCGGCUCGGCGGAGGCAACAAAGCGAAGACUUCGAUUCAUUGUUACAGAAGGUUCGCGCUUUGCCCGGUUUAGAGCGCGUUCUACUACCAGACGAGUUCCCGGUGCUUUGUAAAGCAGCAGAACGGGGACCUGUAGUCGUGUUGGUGUCCAGUCCUUUUGCACGCCAUGCCGUCAUCAUGACACCUUCUGGCGAGGUCAUCAGUAUUGCCCUGGGCAUCACCGACGUCUGGCUUGUCGAAGCCGGGGCUGUGUGGAUAGAAAAGGUGAAGGAAGCACGAUCGAACAUGGGGGUCCGUCUGAAGGUCUCAAAAGUAUCGACCGCUUCCAGGCCGCGGUACAACAACGCAGAAGAAGUCCUUCGUCGCUUGUGGAUAGAUGUUGUCCAUCCAGUGCUGGAAACAUUGGGCCUCCAGCCAUGCAUCGGUCGAGUCCGACCUCGCAUAUGGUGGUGUCCUACGGGGCCUUUCGUCCAUCUCCCAAUCCAUGCUGCGGGAGCCGAAGGCACAUGGUCUUCGGACUACGUUGUUUCAUCCUAUACCCCAACUCUGGGCGCACUUCUUACUGCAAGAUCCUCGUAUACGCCAGUCGCGAAGCAGGAUGCCCGGGCACUCAUCGUAGCGGUUCCACGCUCGGAAUUGCCGAUGUGGGCAGACCUCCCCGGGGCCAGCGACGAAAGUAGCGCCGUCCGCGCGUCACUACCUAAAGGAGCUGCGAUCUCGCUUACAUCUCCAGCUAACAAGUCAAGCGAAGACGACAGCGAGCUCACGAUGCAGUUGCUCAUCGACAAGUUGCCACAAGCAACUAUCCUGCACCUCGCCUGCCAUGGCUACCAAGACCCGGAGAAUCCCCUCAAAAGCGGGUUCGUCAUGCGAGACGAAAUGCUCACCAUCGAGAAGCUGGUGCCCACCCCACUGCCAAAUGCAUUCAUGGCCUUCCUGAGCGCUUGCGAAACUGCUAAGGGGGAUAAGGACCAACCCGAUCAAACUGUUCAUCUCGCGGCGACCAUGCUUUUCGCCGGCUUCAAAAGCGUGAUUGCUACGUUAUGGUCGAUGGAGGACGUCGACGGGCCGAUGAUGGCCGAGUCAAUAUAUCGGGACAUAUUCCAUGGUGACGCAGAACAUUUUGACCCGGACGAUAUCGCGUACGCUCUCGACGCGGCGGUGGGCACCUUGCGCCGAGCUCACCCUGAGCCCAGUCGGUGGGCACCUUACAUUCACCUUGGGAUUUGA